AUGAUGAAAAUGAAGAAGAAGGUGAUGACAAUACUAAUGGUGCCAUAUCCAGCGCAAGGCCAUCUCACUCCCAUGCUCCACCUCGCCUCUUCCUUCCUUCACCUCCAUGAUCACAACGAUUACUACACCUUCUCCCCAGCUCUUCUCCUCCCUCACUUCCUCCACCGCCAGAUCUCCGCCGCCACCACCACCAACGUCGACCCCCGGAUUUUCCUCGUCCCCAUUCCGCCGCCGGACGAGGAGGAACAAUCCGCCGCCGCUCCACCGCCGCCCGGUGAUUUCUUCGCCAUAGACAAGGCCAUUGAGGAGAUCACCACCGCGGCGGGGCAGAUGGAGGCGGUGGUCCGUCGCUACGUCGUCAUUAAUGAUGAAGAUGCAGCUGGAGUUUGUAUGGUGGUUGAUUUGCUGGUGUCCUCCGCCAUCGACGUGGCUCGGAGGUGCGGCGUUCCGGUCGCCGGGUUCUGGCCCGCCGCUCUUCUCACUUACCGGUUGAUCGCCGGCAUCCCACGUUUGGUCGCCGCCGGCAUCAUUCAUCCCCAUUCAGGAAUCCCUAAACAUCCAGGAGCUCCCAUCAUCGACCUUCUACCUGACCAGCCACCUCUGUCAACAGACGAUCUCCCAUGGCUGAUCGGAAGCCCAGCUGCAAGAAAAGCCCGGUUCAAAUUCUGGACCAAGGCCUUAAACCGCUCCACAACCCUCCAAUGCCUGCUAGUCAACUCCUCCCCUGACGAAUUCCAUCACCACCAGCAUCAACAGCCGCAAGUUCUGCAAAUCGGACCUCUGACAGCUCAACAAACCCCAAUCGCCAGCAGCAGCAGCAGCAGCAAUCGCAUCACCUUCUGGGACCAAGACUCCUCCUGCCUGCAAUGGCUGGACACCCAGAAGCCCAAUUCCGUCCUCUACAUCUCGUUCGGCAGCUGGGUCGGCCCAAUCGGAGAGCCCAAAGUCCGGUCCCUGGCAACCUCGCUAGACGCGAUCGGGAUCCCGUUCCUCUGGGUGCUGGGUCCGACGUGGAGGCAGGGGCUGCCACGUGGGUUCGAGCACGACCUGUCGGUCAGCCAGCGUGGCAGAUUGGUGACGUGGGCGCCGCAGAUGGAAGUGUUAAAACACGGUGCGGUUGGGUGCUACCUCACGCACUGCGGGUGGAAUUCCACGGUGGAAGCCGUACAGUGCCGGAAAAGGAUGCUGUGUUUUCCGGUGGCCGGCGACCAGUUUGUGAACUGUAGGAACAUCGUGGAGAAAUGGCGGGUUGGGGUGGAGCUGAGUGGGUUUGGGAGGCAGGAAUUGGAGGAAGGGUUGGAGAAGGUCAUGGGAGAUUGUGAGAUGAAUGGUAAAUUGGAGAGUUUGUAUGAAUUGAGUUUGGGCAAGGAAGCUAAAUGUAGGGCUGUAGCAAAUCUCAUUGCCUUUGUUGAUCUCCUCAUUUGA
Messenger RNA from Linum trigynum, 1425 nucleotides. The record is from the annotation of a GenBank genome assembly. Lineage: Eukaryota; Viridiplantae; Streptophyta; Magnoliopsida; Malpighiales; Linaceae.